AUGCACGCGUUCAUGCCGACCGGAUCGGCCUCGCCACCUCUACAACCUCUACUCAACACCACGGCCCCGUACAUUGCAUCUGUGAAGGCUGCCUCUGGUGCCGCCGUUCUAGGUGGGCAGCAGCAGCAACACCCGCACCAGGAGCAGCAUCAGGCUCAGGUUCCAACUCCGGCCGUCGCGGAGGCGCGCCCAAUCCAACCUCAUCGGCUCAACUCGUCGAAGUCAACUUAUGCUUCCACCUCGACCUUGGACGAAGCGCCCGUGUCCGAAGGAUUCGAGCAGAUCGCUGCCAAGAGUUGUCUCAGGGUCAGUCCACAUUCUGCUUGUGUGCAUUGCUUUCCUUGUCGACUGCUCGGGCUCGAAGCAGCCGGGCUGCCCGGGGUUGAUGAUUCAUGACCGUCACCGGCGACAGGUUGUUCUAGCGCUGGUGUUGUGCACUGCCUGAGGCACGCGCGGCGCGCCGAUCUUCCUGUCGGGGCGGUCGUGGCUCGCAGACCGACGCUUGGGCCUUGAUUCGAGCCAUGACUGAGGCUCUGAACUGGCGCGCUGUAAGGGGAUGCCUUACAGAACAGCCCCAUAAGUAGCCUCUGAGUAGCUAGAAAUGUCGAGUUCUAGUUACGACUUGCUUUUAGCCUAGCGGUCAAGGCGACAGAUUGUAGUUUAUGCACAUCAGAGGCGCAUACCUUACACGCGCGCGCGCCCAUUGUGGUAUGGAACGACCAUGUGUUUCUACGUGGAACAAUUGAUGAUCUUUUUGGGACCUUGCUGACCUUGACCACGUUGUCAUCGAUUUUACCACCUCGAUCCCUCCCACGAAAACCACUAGUGUCGGGAUCGCAAAGUCAAAUGCGACAAGAUAUACCCGAACUGCGGAAGGUGCCUCAGCAGAAAGGAGGCAUGUGGAUAGUAAGUCCAACGGGCCGACACCUGCUAGGCAGGCACACAGCAGCCGAUUUCGGCGACCGCAACCACACGACAUUCGCUAACAUGUGAUGCUCGUAACUACCUUGCCGCUUGCAGCAAAGUGGGGAUGAUCAUGUCCGUAUUCACACCGGGUCUUCCAAUCGGCUUACCCCAGAUCGAGCUUAGGGGUUGGGUAGUGCAAACUGCGGAUAAAGCUGACCUCGAGGGCGGCGGAAUCGGCUCAUCCUACACUUGUUCUUCAGAUCGACGAGACCCAUUACGUCCAAUGCCGACGAAUCGGCCGAGGACAAGGAGAGGGACUCUGAUACCGACUUCAGAUCGUCCCGGCCCCGGCCUGCCGACCAGGACUUCGACCACCACCUUCGUCACGAGGUGGCCGCUGGCUCCUAUGAGCUCGCUCAGGAGACACCUGGUAGGCCACCACCAUCAGAGCCGGGCGCGGAACUACCGUCAAGGCCCAUCGCUCGGCUUCCCCAGCGCCCUUUAUCGAACCAUGUCAUCUACGCCGUCAAGUCAAAUCGCUACUACGACAGUGCGCCGCCGCAAGGUGCCGCGUACGAGGACACCGCCUUCUAUCCGCCGAUGGCGGCCCAGUCGACUUCCGCCGACUACGCCGAUACGAUGCAGAGUACCCACACAUACCAAGAGCGGUUGGACCUACCUCAGGAUACGUUACUGGCCUGGCACCGACUGAUUGGACGGGACGACAUCGGCGAACGGUCCGUCGACUGGCAGCUCGCACGCCCGACGAUGGCGACGUCCCUGCAGCGCCAUCUUCUCGAGGCUUCGAUGCACAGUUGCUGCUCGCAUCUGCCUGCUUUCCGGCCCUUCGCAUCGCGCGUCCUUUUCUUUAAAGAGAACAUCGAUCGUCUGGACCUGUCGAGCCAGAUCAUCGUUUCGGUACUCGUGUCGCUCGGAGCUCGCGCCAGUCCGCAUUCGGCUCUGCUCGGCGUCGACGGCGUCGACAUCGAAAGCGGCCAAACUCCGGUGUCGCUCCUACUCACGGCGGGACAACGACGCGAAACGGCGUGGCGGUCGAUUGCGAGCCGUGCCGUCGAGCUUUGUUCGCGCCCCGAAAUCGUGCAAGCCCCGUCGAGACAGAACGUCGAGAGCCUGUUGGCGAUCAGUGCGAUGCUCAAGCUGUGCGAGACCCGGCCGACACGCGCGCGGUACUUUCUUCGCAACGUCGUCGGCAUGUUUGAGGAUUUGCAGACUAGCGAUAUGAUGAGCGAAGCCGAGGUGCGCGACUUGAAGGCGGCGGUUGGGCCGGCGGUGUACGAGUCCGACGCCCGCGUAGCUGCAUGCCUUUCAAUGCCGGUUCUGAUCGGCAAUCAAGAUGUCGAGAGCUACUUCGACGGCGCCAACAUCAUUAUUCCUGAUCUCAAAAGCGCGAGUCUGAUGAACGACCUCCUCGCCAUUCUCAGCCCCGCCCGAGGGCCUCUCGAUCGCAUCAAGUUCGACGAUGCUCUCGAGAUCGCUGCAUACUACGUGUGCGCGAUUCAACGUAGCUAUGCCGCGAUUUGCUCAUCCCGGAGUGCGUCCAACUCGCUCCUCGCCGAAAUUCCGAAAUUGUGGACAUACAUCGAUUCGGCGCACAGCGCGGUGCAACACCUUCAUCGUACGCUGGUCAGCCUCGAUCUCCGCGACGACUACAGCGACCACGCGAUCGAGUACGACCUGCUCAUCUCGGUUCGCUUGGACACGCGCUUGAUCGACGUCAUCAACCUCACGCACAGCUUCCUCUGUCGACAAUUGGAUCGAUCCUGGCCAGAACAAGACCACCUCGCGCUGCAGCAGCUCACGGCGCUGAGUGAGCGUCGGGUGCGCAAGGCGCUCAAGCUUCUUUCGUUCUACGCCAAGGUCUUUUCCGAUUCGCGCGACAAGCAUCUCGUCUACCACUUGUUCCUACAACUCGAUAUACUUCCCGCUUGGGCCGACAUGGUCUCACAGCGUGUCGGAGAGCCGACAGCGUUCGGGCCCUUGAACGAGGAAAGCGCUUUGACUGAACAAGAACUGGAUUGGUAAGUGCCCGCGCAGACAAACCGCGUUAUCAUUGCCUACGUGCCGAUCAAAACCCCAUCUCCUUGACGUGGUGAUGCAGGUUCGUCAAAGCACUCGAGAUGGCGUGCUUCUACACCCCUUCGGUCAAUGCGCAGCUCGAAAUCAUCAAAAGAGGGCGUGAACAGCGACGGAGCGCCCCAGCUUCGCUUUACAAUUAUGAUCGUGAGUGGCAGUCGCUUCUUCUUUCGUUGGCCUGAAAGGGCACAUUGCAGCAGUCUGACUCCGUCCUUUCACUCGAUUCUUACAGUCGCCCCUGCUGCCCCUGCUCACUACCACGAGGUCUCCUCCAGUAGCGGCGCUGGAUCGUCACCGAGCGACAUUGGUCUGAACGGAGAAGGACGUUACGAUCACUCGAACACGAACCCUCGCCUCGCUGAAAUCCCACCUGGCGCGCAUGCCAAUCGCAUCGUAACGGCGGCCUCCUCCAUCCUGUCGACAAUACCAGCGCUUGCAGCAGAUUCGACGUAUACAAUACCUUCUCGAGCCAGAGGUGUGCCAGACCGACCAGUCUACACGUAUGGCCCGUAUGAACCGCCAGCGAACCUCAGCGAGCACUCGUCGCGCAGUCCGGUGGAUGCCGUCGUCGACAAGACGACCGCAGACCAGCAGCUGUGGGUUAUGGACUCGGACCUCGAGUGCAUGCUGUCAGGAGCGACGCGAUCGUCCGAGGCCAGCAUCACGGAGCUGUACGCGAAUGGGACUCGAGGCGAUGGAACGCAACUGCAUGCGCUUGCGAACUCGUAUUCGCACUCGUAUUCGCACUCGCAUUCGGAUGCCGAACUCGUGCCGAACAAGCCCGCCAGCGACAGCACGAUAUUUGCGCGGCGCAGGAGUCAGGACUGGUACUCGGCGCUGAUCCGGUACUCGCAGAAUUCGAAUUCGAACUCGACCGCCUCCUUUGAGCCUCCACACGCUGAUCCCGGCGGUGUGUACCAGGAGAACGGACGAUGGGCCGGCGCGAUUUCGAAUUGGUGA
Molecule: messenger RNA, 3960 nt
Organism: Microbotryum saponariae
Lineage: Eukaryota; Fungi; Basidiomycota; Microbotryomycetes; Microbotryales; Microbotryaceae
Source: the annotation of a GenBank genome assembly